Molecule: messenger RNA, 1790 nt
Organism: Pocillopora verrucosa
Lineage: Eukaryota; Metazoa; Cnidaria; Anthozoa; Scleractinia; Pocilloporidae
Source: RefSeq, a predicted model, not a curated record
AUGGCCGAUGCAUGGAAGAGGCUCAAUGAAAAAGUUAAAGCAAAGCGUACCAAAAAAAACCAGCCCAAGGACCAUCGAAGGAAAGAUGAACUGACAGUUCAACGUUUGUCAGCAGAAGUUUCUGGAAAGGCCCAAAAGUAUACAAGGAUUGGGCCAAGAGAGUUUGUUCCCUUCGACGAAACGGAGGAAUUGACCAUUGGUAAUAUCAAGAGCGCUUGUGAGAGGCAUUUUCUACAAAAAAUCGGAAAGAAUCUCGUAUGUGAUAUCUUAGCAGGAGAACAGGGCCCAUCGUGCAAGACUCUUGCCCAAAUACCGGACUUAAAGGUUGUAUACGUCCGCUUCAUUCCAGAUCCAGCUGAUGAAGGCGAUGUCAACAGCACCCAGAAUUCCACGAGAAAGAGGAAGGACGCAACUGGAGAGUCCUCGACUUAUACCGAAUUUAAUCCUCCGCCGUCAAAAUCAAGGUCAAGCCCCAGUAAACUUAUGCAUUCGAGACAGAAAUUACCCACACAAGCAGCGGGCACAAAAAGUACGUAUUACCCUCGAAGUUUAUCAAUUUCUGACAUGAUCAAACUUGGCAAAAUCAACACAAAUACCGCCACUACUAUUGUGAGAAUUUUCAGAUUCGAUAUGGAAGUUUUGUCGUGGUCCAAAGUUCCAACCACUGUCGAGUUCUAUGAGGAUAAAGAGGCAAUCGGAACUGGCGGAUUCCGUAAAGCAUUCAAAGCAACAUCCAAACAUCCAGAAGUUGUUGCGACAACGUGGGUGAUAAAGCACUAUCUACCAAGUGCUUUAAAGUGCAUCUCGGAUACCGGUCAAACUAUCGAGCAACACAACCGCAAGGUUGUUCAGAUGCAUCUCCUAGCUAGGAAUUUUGCUUCGCAACUUGAGGCAGAAAUCAAGGAGGAAAGCGAGGUUUUUGGAACUGCAUUUAGAUAUAGAAAGAUCUUUCAUGGAGAAACAGACGAGGGGGAGUAUGUUACAGUCGAAGAAUUUAUCCCUGGCCAGUUUAAGAAGUACGUAAACAACACUGGCCAAACCUGUGUCGAUCCUACAGAUGAGAUGGCCCAGAAGGCAGAGUGUUUGACACACUUCACGUAUGAGAGAUCAAAGAAAAAACUUAUGCUAGUUGACAUCCAGGGAAGUGGAUAUGACUUAUUUGACCCAGAAAUUGCUUCUACAGAUUUACUGGACGAGGGUGACAAGCAAUACCUGUAUUGUACUGGAAAUCUUUCCAAAGUAGCAAUUUCAACAUUUGUGAAAGAGCACACUUGUAGUUUGUUCUGUAACUUGCUUGGCCUACCAGCAAUAGAAAAUUAAGGGGCAACUCAAGCUGCUAUAAAAUUGUGAACAUUGAGACAUUGUUGACAAAACUUGAUACACUGUUUACAAAAUAGCUAGUUCACAUAAAAUCCCAUGGUUACAUAUGAUAAUUUACGGGGCAGUCAUAAUUUGUUUCCAGGGGUGGGCUGCAGGAUUGUGAUAUUAACCAACCUUGUUGUUGCUGAAUUCACCCUCAAGCAGAUAUGUUUUCAUGUACCCCAAUUUAGGACACCAAAAAACCUGCUCUUGUUAAUGUUUCUCCUCAACCCACCAUGUGAGGAUUGAUGGUUAAAAUUUGUAUUAUUUGUAUUAGUAGGGUGCAUAGUUUUUCUUGUUUCUGCUGCCCUUUCGAUGUUACUGUUAUUGCCAUCAGUGUUAUUGUUCGUUCCAGUUUAUUUCCACAAAGGUUAUGGAUAUCAUGUUCAGAUACAUUAUCAUUCGAAUUAAAGAUAGUUGUGGGUCCCUUA